UAAGAGAUGGUCGCUCAGAAGAAGAAAGAAGCCUUUUCUCUUGUUGUUUUUUAUAAAUAAUGAGAAAUGUGUUUUUAUUUCCUCAUCCUCUGGAAAAUGUAAAGUGACCAUCUGCAGGAUCAAACUCACACUUUGCCUCGCACUCGGCUUGCGCACUUCAACAGCUUGCUUUAUUGGUCCCCAGCUCGCAGUGUCAGCUUCUGACGCAGCCCGAGCACCUAUCCGCGCAGGGGCACGCUGACACCUGACUGCUCCAUCCCUCGACACGCCGGUCUUUUCCAUCACGUCCACUCCGGCUCUGCAGUGCAGAGACAUCUGUGUUUUAUGGAAGCAGAGCCUGUGCAUACGGUCGUGAUCAUGCUGCCUCCGAAGAACUGCCUGCCGAGGAACUACAGCUGCAUAGCUGGACUGUUCGGUAGCCUAGCAGCGGCCAACACGAGGCUGGAAGAUGGGGAUGAUUUUGACCUGAUGAACGGUACAUGUGAGCCCAUUGAGAACCCCGUUGUGGAUGAGAGACCGCGGGGCAGAGAGAUCUUCCUGAAGCCUCCACAGAGUCCAAACCUGCGGCGGAGGUGCAAGUCGCUCCCCACCCCCACAGACAGAGCAAAGUUAGAGAUCUCUCGCAGCAGGAGUCCAACCAGUCAGAAAAAGGUCCGAUUCGCUGACUCUCUGGGCCUGGAGCUCAUAACAGUGAAGCAUUUCGAUGAUACAGAUGAGCCAGAGGUGCCGGAGCGCAUUUGGGCAAAACUCCCCAAAGGACCGCUGCACCUUAAUCAGUUGGACACAAAGUUCCCACGGGCUCCUGCGCACUCUGUGUUCAUGGAGCUGCAGUUCACCAACCCAGGCACUCUCCCCGGCUUUGAGCAAAAAGUGAGGGAGGUGAAAGUCAUGUUGGAGUGUGUGCAGGCAGAUGAAUUCAGCCUCUCUGGGUUUGUGCGCGUGUUGAAUCUGGCUUUUGAGAAGAGCGUCUCUUUGCGCUAUUCUCUGAACAACUGGAUCACAUUUAUGGACAGUCUGGCGUCCUAUGUGCCCAGUUCGUGUGACGGUGACACUGAUAAAUUCUGUUUCAAGAUCGUCAUGCCUACCUCCUUCGACAAUGGAGGCACAUUGCAGUUUGCAAUCAAAUACUGUGUCAAGGGGAAGGAGUACUGGGACAAUAAUAAUGGAAACAACUACAAAGUGCGGCGUCACCGGUACAAGAUGUCCCCGCCGCGAGAGUGGGAGAACGGAUGGAUUCAUUUUAUCUGAGCUUUGUCGUCUGCAGCGGCACGCUGUGUGCGUAAUUUACGCGUAACUGAUCCCGGGUACCUUAAUUAUGACUGUAGGCUGUGUAAGAUGAUUUUUUUCCCUGCCAUUUUCAGCUACAGUGAAAACAAUAACCCUCAGUAACUUUCAUUUUUUUCCCUGCUGUGGUUAUAGAUUGAGUGAUGCAGACCACUUUAAAGUCCUUGAACAGGUGCCGGGUGUUGGAUGCUGUGUGAUAGUUUGCCUUGAUAUCAGGGCUCUGUACAGCUGGGUGCCCUUUGGGAGGGCAUGUUCACGUUAUGUAAUGUAGAAACACGUGCCACGGAAAACGUGCCGGGCAACGUCGACUUCAAGCAUCACUGCUCCUAUCAGGAGAUGAUGAGCGUUUAUUCGGUGGCAUGGAGAUUUUUCAAUCAUAAGUUUGUUUUGCAUGUAUGCAACAAACAUCGUCCUAAUGAGAAGCAGAAAACAUUUCACCUUGGCUAACAUGCCAAGUGAACCUACAGCAGAAUUCUCUUUUUUGGGCUCCUGCAGGCUGGGGGAAAAAUACACAUUUCUGUUGCAGAGUUAAUUGAUUGAUAUCAAUGUAUAAUUUCCCAAUAUCUCGUCACUGAAAGAUGCCUUAUUUUAAGACUUGAUGGGGGGAAAAUGUACAUUGAAUGUUGUAUAGUGUUUUCUCCAUUUGGCUGGAAAAAAGUAGUAGAUGGUCAUCACUUUGAGUUUAAACUAGACUUAAGCCUUCAAGACACUUUAAAUUAAUCUCUCAGUAUCUUUAGGCCCCAAAUCUGCUAAAUAUUACUUCGUCAAAAAGCUACAUUGAAGUCCCAUAUUCGCGACCAUUCAAAAACCACUGUAAUUUGUUUUUACUGUACUGAUGUAAAAAUCGAGGCCUGACCAAAGUCUAAAGACAAUAAGCUUAAAGUUUCCUCGAGAAAUGAAAUGUUCCCAGACUUGUCAAUAUAUAUUCUAUAAAAUGAUAAAGGCCUGGUUUAUAAAGCAUGGGCUUGAACACUCUAUACUAUACUGUGAGGUGAUCGUUCUCCUCCCUGGAAACAUGAUUUUAGUAGCAGUUUUGCCUGAAUACAUUACCUCAGAAUACUUGUGGACACUCUCCUCUUCUUCUUCAGGACUUUUUUAGCAGUCAAUUUUAUAUUAUUGUACAUUUAAAGACUCAAGACACAAUCCUUUGUUUUAUUUCUAACUUUCUUUAUCACAUUUAGUUUGUCACAGAAAGUAUUGUCUGCAGAAAAAGUAGCCUUUUCACCACCACCACCACCACCAACAACAACUGUGUGUUAAUGGUCUCCAAUGCUGUAAGGGUACAUGAUAUUACCCGCAUUAACCACUGUGCAAGAAUAGUGCUGCUUCACCUGAUUGGCUGACAUAUGGAAAACUGUUGUCUGAUUAUUUCUUUUUAUACCAGUAGCCUGAUGUUACACAACCAGCCCGCCCUCUGCAGACUACAUGUUGCAUCCAUAGGUUUAGUCAUUGAUUUACUGGAAAUAAGUAUUUUUCUUCAGGUGUAUUCAAGCUUGCAUGCUGUACACAAACAAGAUUGAUGAAAUGCAAAAGGUCCAACACUUCUUGAUAAUUGUGUGAUGUUUAUGGGUGUGCAGGAAGUUGAGCCUCAAGUUCAGUAGGAGAGGGUAAUAACUGAGGGUGCUUUUCAUUCAAAUGCUGUGUGCUUUUGUUUACAUCAUCGUGGCCUAAGAGGGAAGCUCUCCAUUUAAAAAGGCCAGCAGGUUGGGAUGUGGAAAAGUACCAUCACUUUAACCACUUAGUGUUUGGAUAGGCUCCACUGUCAAUCCAUCAUACUUGCUUUGUGCUAGAUUUUUAAAUAUUAUAUACAGUUUUGCUUUCCCUACCUGCAGCUUUACAAUAUGCAGAGAUGAAUUUAUUUUACCUUUUUAUUUCAACACUGUGGAUAUAAGAUGUCCAGCCAUUGCAGAGCUUACUGUGUGUUAGUUUUGUCUGCUAUGGUCUGUGUAAAUGUUGUAUAAGCAUUCAUUUAUCAAGUCAGAGAAUGCUUACACAAGUACACGGGAGAACAUCAAUACCAAUCAGUCAAUGAAGGCACUGAUAUGUAGUUUUUAAAUGAUGCAAUUUGAGCAUGAACAACUACUGGUCAGAUUUUCUGUCUUUACAAAAAUAACUUACAGUCUGGGGAAGCUUUUCUGAAUAACAUACUGUCCCCAUGUACCAUCACAUGUUACUCUUUAGUUUUGGUGUCAUGAAAGAAAUAGAACUUUACUGUAAAAGCACCAAAUGUAUCGAAGCACGCUAUCUGGUUAUACCACCCUACUGUUGUUAUUGGUGCAUUCCUGCCAUAAAGGAAAUGUAGGACUUCUGGUCUCAUUACAUGCUCAUCCUAAUGAAUGCAAAACAUUUUGCAUCAGCAAUCACUGAUAUAUAGAUGUGUAUGUAAAUGUGUAAAUGUUUCAUAUUGAAUGUCCGCCUAUUACUGUUCUAUGUUGUGUGUAUUUUGAGACAUCUGAAAAGCAGAAUUGAGAGAUCUGAAUGGAGAAAGUUUGUUUUCUGAAGGGGCUGGGAAAUUGAAAGAGCCUAAAUGUGAAAGAGGACUAAAGCACACUUACUAUCAAAUUUAAUAUAUUUAAAUGAUAUUCAGAUAAUAUGAGUUAAGUCUACUUUUAACUGGUAAUAUAAUUAACAGAGAUCAUUUGUCUCUUGAAGAUAUUUUUCAAAAGUGGUUAUUGGAAAUAUAUCCAAAAAUGUGAGCCGUGUAUCUGAAGUAAUUGACUAUUUGAAACCCAGUGUGCAAAACUAUAUGUGCACUCUGCCUUACUAAAAUGUUAGUUUUACUCAGAGACAUGAAGCGAAGCUGGAAGAAUGCAAGUGAUUGUUUGUACAGAGAUAGCGUAAUUGCACGUGGAUGAUUAGAUGGACAGAGGGAAGUGUCUUGGCAAAACAAUUAAAACAAGAAGCACUUUGGUUUUUGAAAACUUUGGAGAUGGGUGACUUAUGAUUGUAGAUGACUCAGUCACAGAAUGCACUACGAGUGAGGACAAGGAAAGGAGCAGGAUUGCAAGUUGCCAUAUAUAUACUGUAUGAAGCUUCUCCUGUGAAUAGCUACUAACCAAGGUGUUUACCAUCCUUUGUCCCAUGUUACUGCUUUUUUUCUCUCUCACUGUGACUGUCAUUGAAAGCCUAGAUCUGUAUUAUUUAUAAUCAUUAUAUGACACUACAUUUAUUUCAGUGAGUUUUUUAUUUUGUAAGCAAAGCCCUGUUAACAUCUUCAUUCAUAUCAUUGUGUUAAUCUGUAUUGAUGCAGUCUAUUCUUGUUUUGGCAGUGAAUGUUAACCAUAUUGGCAUGUACAGCUGAAACAUAACUUUAUUUUUUUGUUUAGUUUUUAAUGUGACCUUUAUUUUGUCAAAACAAUGGUCAAUAAAAGCAUUUGUGAUGGAACACAAA
This is a messenger RNA of Labrus mixtus (cuckoo wrasse), 4675 nucleotides long. Its product is annotated as protein phosphatase 1 regulatory subunit 3E. Gene Ontology annotation, cellular component: protein phosphatase type 1 complex. The record is from RefSeq and is a predicted model, not a curated record. Gene Ontology annotation, biological process: regulation of glycogen biosynthetic process. The coding region runs from base 325 to 1248 and encodes 307 amino acids. The transcript has a single exon. NCBI's taxonomy places the organism in Eukaryota, Metazoa, Chordata, Actinopteri, Labriformes, Labridae. Gene Ontology annotation, molecular function: protein phosphatase 1 binding; glycogen binding.